AUGUCACUAAGAUUAUUAAUAGCCGCUGUGUUAUUAACUAUUUAUGGGAAUAUUUCAGUGGUUUGCGGAGCAGAAGUUAUUGGUAUUCCACCUAAUGAACAGGAUCUUUAUAGUCCUAUAGUCAACCAUGAGACAGGAGAGAAAACUUGGCGUUGCCUUGGAGAUCCGAAUAUAGUUUUGAAUUAUGAUCAAAUUAAUGACAAUUACUGUGAUUGUCCUGAUGGAUCUGAUGAACCAGGAACAAAUGCAUGUCCAUAUGACUUCAGCCGAAAAUUCUAUUGUCAUAACGAGGGCCAUAUUCCUGGUUAUUUAGAUAAUUUUAAAUUAAAUGAUGGCGUAUGUGAUUAUGAAAUUUGUUGUGAUGGCUCUGAUGAAUACUUGUCUGGCAAGUGUGAAAAUAAAUGUGUAGAAAUUCACCAACAAUAUCUUACAUACUUGCAAGCAUCUAAAGAGGAAAUGGAUAUUUCUCUUUCAGAAAAGAAGAAGUUGCUUGUAAUAGCUCAGGAAAGAAGAGCUCUUAUAGAAAGUAGACUUAAAGAUCUUGAAAAAGAAUUAGAAAUGAGCCUUAAGUUUAAAGAUAAAGAGAUAGAGUCACAAUCCGUAGAAGACGAUGUACCUGAUCAACUGGUUUAUUCAAAGUUGUCUCCUUAUAUCGAAGAACUACAAAUGAACAUACAAGGAGAUAGAAAUAAAAUAGAAGAUUAUUCAAAAAAAAUUGCAUAUUUAGAAGGUAUUUUGUCUAGCUUGAUCGAAAAUUACAAUCCAAAUUUUAAUGAUUUAGCUGUAAAAGAUACAGUUAAUAAGUUUCGUGACUAUGUAUCGAAUAAAGACGAGAAAGAAGGAAUUCAAACAAACUCAUUAAAUUUGUUAAACUCUUUAUCAAAAGAAUCAGAGAAGCUAUCUUACAAUUCCGAGAACGAGAGUGUGGAAAUAUUUUACCCUGGUAUCAGUAAUAUGAUACAUUACUAUUACUCAUCAUUUGUGAAGUCAUACAUGAAAAAUGAGGAAAAAGAGGACUUUGCUGAUGAAGAGGAAAAGACAACUGAGGAUAUUGAAUCACUAAAGGAUGAAAUCGCCAAAUUCAAUGAAGAUUUGGCCAAGGACUAUGGAAAGGAUGAUAUAUUACGAUCUGUUGAAUCUCAGUGGAUCAAAAAGCGUCUUGCUGGUUAUUCUUACAAUAUCGGAUUCUUGGAUUCUAUUUACCAAGAUAAUACAUUGAUAGGUAGGUAUUCCAGACUUGAAGGUAAUAAGCUUAUUUACGAUCAAGGUGCGAAGUGUUGGAAUGGUCCACGUAGAUCAGGUAUAGUUGAGAUGAUCUGUGGUCCAAAGCACGAUUUGAUUUCGAUUGGAGAACCAGAAAAAUGUGAGUACCACUUUGAAUUAAUAACACCCAUUGUAUGUAAUGAAAUGUCGGAAGAAGAAUUACUUUCUAACUUUAAAAUAAAUUACGAUAAUUUAUAG
This is a messenger RNA of Debaryomyces fabryi, 1461 nucleotides long. RefSeq lists its product as uncharacterized. Gene Ontology annotation, cellular component: glucosidase II complex. Lineage: Eukaryota; Fungi; Ascomycota; Pichiomycetes; Serinales; Debaryomycetaceae. The transcript has a single exon. Gene Ontology annotation, biological process: N-glycan processing. The record is from RefSeq and is a predicted model, not a curated record. The coding region runs from base 1 to 1461 and encodes 486 amino acids.